Molecule: messenger RNA, 1935 nt
Organism: Myxozyma melibiosi
Lineage: Eukaryota; Fungi; Ascomycota; Lipomycetes; Lipomycetales; Lipomycetaceae
Exons: 4
Coding region: 188-1807 (539 amino acids)
Cellular component (GO): nucleus
Molecular function (GO): protein binding
Source: RefSeq, a predicted model, not a curated record
CCUUCCAGAAAUUUAGAGUUUUGGGAGUUUGGGACUUCUGGACCCUAACCUGAUAACUUUCGUAUCUGAUCCCGCGCCCUUGACCAUCUUCUCUAUAAAAAGAUAUUCAGUCUGCUACAAACAGAGGUGUUGCUAUAUGUUGUGAUGGUUGUUGGGUAGAGAGAAGAGGUGAUAUUGGAAUCUGAAAAUGAAGUCUGAGUUUUUGGCGGAAUUACCGUCGUCGUUGGCAGUGAAGGAUUUCGGCAGCCCUCGUGGCCAUGGAAUCGUCGCAGAAACCAAUCUUCCUGCCGGUCGGAAAGUACUAUCAAAACAUCCGACAGUGAUGGUACCAAAUUCAGAUGCAAGAAAUACCACCUGCGCCAGGUGUCUACAGACAGUAUCAGCCUCUGGCCCAGGCAUCGCGCCUGCCACCGUCGAGAGCGUGUUCCCAUGCGAAGACUGCGGCGUUACAUUCUACUGCUCAAAGUCCUGUGAGAUUAUCGACCGCAAACGAUUUCACCAAGAGGAAUGUCAAAUACUCCAAAAACUGACUCCCAGGAUCCCGCCUACGCUUGUGGUGCUAGUUAUGCGACUACUAAUACUAGAAGGCACGCAUGCCGACGAUUUGUUUGGGCUGAAAUCCCCACUGCUCAGUCAUCUUGACAAAAAAUUCGAGACGGAGGAGUAUGCAUCGAUCGCCCUGAUGGCCAAGGGCGCAAAGGAGUUUUCGGGCACGAAGUUGCCUCUUGAAGGUGUCAUUGAGAUUGUCGGAAAGACAAUCAUCAAUGCGGUUACGGUCGUCAACCCGCUCUUCGACUCAGUCGGCCUCAUGAUCGACGGCUUAAUCGCAAUGUUCAACCACUCCUGCAACCCCAACGCCUUCUUCAUCUUUGAGAAGGGCAAAAUCACCGUCCGUACGGGCCGCAAGAUCGCUCAAGGCGAAGAAAUCUGCGUGUCCUACAUCGACAACACUCUCGCGCUGCCGAACCGCCUGAAAACCCUCUCGCAGCGGUAUUUCUUUAUCUGCUCGUGCGAGUCCUGCUUACCGCCUACAGGGCUCGAUACACCCGACUAUCGAAACGAUUUUGUGUGUGCAAAGUGCGGGUCCGCUUUGCAUCCUUACCGCUCGCAGGACGUGCUUUCGCCUGGGUUUUACAACAACUACAAAUCCUGUCCCAACUGCGGCAUCGUGUUUGGAAACCAGCCGCGAACGAUCGAGGCCAUCGACAACCGCAUCUCUGCCCUGAAGCUGCACGACAGCUCACCGAUAAUGACCACCGCCGACGCAGACAAAUUACUUGCCAAACUGGCGCUUGUCCGCGACCUCAAAGUCGUUCCUCUCCACCGAUCACCGUUCACCACCUCGAUCCAGCGCCUCUUAACCUUCCACGUCUCACAGGAAUCUCUUGCUAUAGCGCUAAAACUAAUCGGCAUCGAAUAUUUCUACCAAGACCCCGUUCUCUGGCCCGCGCUGGAGAUGCAAGCCGUCCGCCUGGCACACAUGGCGCGGUUCUCAAUCGUGCUUCUCUUAGUCAUGCUCGACCCGACUUCCCCGCAGAGCCAAGAACUCGCCAGCGAUCUACCGACAAUCGAUCUCGGCGUCUGUCUGUGGGGUUUGCUCGACGUCAUGGAUCGCCUGAUCCCGCGCGUGUACGGCGAAAACAGCCAAUUUCAAGCAUACCUGAAGGAGCAGAAAAGCAGGUUUUUGUCCUUCAUUGGCGACGACUAUCAGGGACGGUUCACUAGCCAGACGCUCGAGCAGCUGAGAUGGAACGCGGAAAUGGACAAGAUUCGAAAGUUCUCAAUCACAUGGUGGGAGAACUUAUAGCCAAACAAAAAAUAAAGCAGCAUAGAUAGUGAUAGUAGAUAGAUUAUAGUUAGUUAUAGAAUGCAUGAAGAUCGAAAGAUCAAUCACAUAUCUCGUCAUUUAUCCAAUGGCAUCGUCGUUAAUUAGUU